Molecule: messenger RNA, 1275 nt
Organism: Phytomonas sp. Hart1
Lineage: Eukaryota; Euglenozoa; Kinetoplastea; Trypanosomatida; Trypanosomatidae
Source: the annotation of a GenBank genome assembly
AUGGACUGGGGCAUCACCGUUGGGUGCUUUCUGCUGCUGUUUGCCCCUUACCUCAUCGCCUUUGUCAAGAUCGAGCGAUGGUCCCCACAGCUGAUUACGAUCGUCCUGUCCGGUGCCUGUGCCGGGAUUCUCUCGCUGGUGAUCACGACUGUCUUGAUGAAAGGGCUAAAAUGGGUGUGUGGGGCGACCUCGUGGACGCCGGGGUUGGCGGGGGUGGUGAUCUUCACCCAGGUCGGGAUUCAAUUCACCCUAAAGGGGGUCGUUAUCUGGAGUUGGGUUUGGGUUCAAGAACGGCUGAGGCGGGAGCGCCAGGUGCUCGUGUCGUGUAAGUGUCGGUUUGCCCCUGUUUCGGGCGCCCUUGGCCUUGGCUUCGCCAUGGUUUCCACCUGGUCAACCGGCGGGGUCCUUUUCGACGCCUACCGACAGCUCUCACACUUCAGCCCGUACGCCGCGGCGUACGAUCUCGACGUCUGCCCUCAGCUUCCCAUGCUCGUCCACAGCAGCUUUCAAUGUGCAAUGCUGACCUUAUGUCAUGUUUCGUGGGGAAUUAUGGCUGGUCAACCCUUCGUGGCGCUUGCGCAGUACGGUGUACGAGCCUAUUUAGGAGGUUUGCGCAGGCGUUUGCGGCCCUUCUACGUUCCGAUGCGUGAAGUAAACAUUGUCGAUAUCAGGUCAGGGUCCGAUGAUAGUGCACCUGAGGCCAAGCAAUCCGACGAAACUAUCGGGAAUGGAGGACCGAAUUUGGGCACUGAAAGCCUCAUGAGUGCUGUUGCGACGAAUGAUACGAAGAGAAAAUCGAUUCCUGAGGGGUUGGAAACCGAUUUUCAGUCCCUCACACGCGAGGAAAUUGAGGGUGCCUCACGGGGCCUUGAAAAGUCGCCGGAACAAGUUCCCAAGGUAAAGCCACGAGAGGAUGCGGAGGGCCAUUCCUUGAGUGUUGAACCCAAGGAGGCGCCAGCGACAGCGUCUGAUGCUGCGACCACAACCAAUAUUUUUGAGGGUCCUCUUUAUCGAUACGACGGCGUUAUUCCGGCAGAUACGAUUUUCUUAUUACACCUCGACUUUGCUCUUUUAAGCCUUGUAUUUGCUUUUACCCUUCAGGUAAUAUUCUCGAUGAUAUCAAUUUCGCAUUCGGGAGCGUUAGAUGUGGCUACGUAUGUGGAGGUUCCAACACGUGGGUGUGUCGUGUCGCUUCCAAUUCAGAUUGUUGUUUUAACGGUAUCCGUUCUAUGGGCGCUUUGGACACUACGUGAGGAGAUGAUGAAUAUUGACUGA